AUGCUUUCCUCAUUCAGCAAGCAGGUUCGGAUCCUGGCCAUCAGCUGCGUAGUCGUCGUUGUUCUUACGCUCUCGAUGCUCUCGCAUACGAGACGCGUCACUCCAGGAGAGCUCCAUGUACCAGAAGACAUUCACCAUUCAACGACGGCAGCCACGACUCAUCCCAUCGAUGAUUUGAUGCGCUCCGGGAACAAGCAAUUCGAAGAUCUCCUGUGGAAACGAACGAAAGGCCUCAAUGCCGCUGCUGCCGCGUAUAGAACUUCUCGUGGCCGACAUCCGCCGCCAGGAUGGGACAAAUACAUCUCAUGGUGCGAGAAGAACAAUGUCUACUUGAUUGAGGACUUCUUCGAUCCGAUGUAUCGUGACCUCGCACCUUUUUGGUCUGUUUCUCCGGAGAAGAUGAGAGUGUUCCCUCAGCAAUGGCAUCGGACGCUGAGUAUCCGUGAUGGCUCUGUUCUGCAGCGACAAGUUGGCGCUUGGAAUCUUGCGAAUUGGACUGGCUUAUGGCAGAGUGCGAUUGAAGCUUUGCCGAUCAAGGAUCUGCCUGAUGUGGAUCUGGCAGUGAAUCUGGAUGACGAGCCGAAACUUUUCGCGAGUUAUGAUGUUCUGCAUGAGGCGAAGGUGAAGGCCGGAGAGGAGCGAAUGAAGCAUGUCGAGACUCCGCUGGAUGAGAUUUACUCGGAGUUUGAAAAGCUCAAGGACUUCAAUGAGAAGCUGCGAAAUGCGUCAGCUAAGAAUGUGCUCUUCAAGUGGUCGGACAGGCCUGCAACAGAGCCGAUUUGGGAGGCUGUUCGGGACAUUUGUCCGCCUGACACGCCCGGGAGGCUCGCCGUCACGAAUCUGAAGUACAACACCUCCGCAGAGACGUACUGGUCGCAGCUGUCUGAUGGAAAGCACAUGGAUCGAGGCUUCGUUCGAGACUGGGUAGCGUCUAAAUCGGCAUGUCUCAAUCCUGCAUUGCGCGAGGUCCACGGAUCUUAUGUCGGGCUGAAAGCAUACAGCCUCGAGGAGCCCGUUGGACACGAAGAUACGCGGCAUGUGCUCGAAGAACUUGUGCCGCUUCUUUCAGGCUGUAAGAUUAGCGGCGUCAGUAGCGACAUUCUGCUCCCACCUGCAAUCGAGUUUGCGUCUUCGACGGACGAUUACGUUUACGACCCGCACCUUGCCAAACCAUGGUCGGAGAAAGAGGCCAGCAUCAUCUGGCGCGGGAUGGCGAGCGGAGGCGACCACACGGGAGACAACUGGACUCGAUUCCAUCGACAUCGGCUGGUUGCGAUGCUGAACGGCACUCUCGUCGCAGAGCAAUUUCGAUAUCGGGAAGCAGGGAAUCAGGUGCCUGCGGAAGUCCCAGGCGGAACUCCUCCCCUUCCACACAACUUUCACCUACCUCCUACCACCGACGGCGCAUAUCCCUUGUCGCUCACAUCUGCACCCGAUCCCGCAUCCGCAAUCGAGACGUGGCUGACCAGUAUGACGCCUAAAGUCCGCUCAGGCUUCAAUCAUAUGCAGUGCUUCAAAGAGAAUCCCUUCCUGACGAGAAGCUGCUGGUACAUGGACCCUUGGUACACUGUUCUCGAGAGCAUUUCUGGCGCCGAGCAAUUUCAGCACAAGUUCUUGCCUGAUGUCGAUGGGCAUUCGUAUAGUGGGAGGUUUCUCGGUUUCCUGCAGAGCAACAGUCUUCCGAUCAAAGCGACUGUAUACGAUCAGUGGCAUGACGGGAGCGGCCGUGGGGCGGGAUUGGCCUCCACUACCCGGCCUUCCAAGCUUCUUGUCUUCCACCCAUCGUCACUACCACCACUGAAACACGGCAGACGUCGAGCGAGCAGAGAGAGAACAAGAAAUGCAUUGCUAAGGCGCGAACUUCAGCAAUGUCCUGGACGCGAAGCUGGAAGCAUGGGCGACGAAAGUGACUCUCCGACGCACCGAGUCGAGAAUGAGGCACAAUUCUGGGCCGAGCUCGACGACAUCCUCUCGCCGGACCUCAUCGUAUCGCCUUCCUCUUCCCUCGCUGCGCAGGUCGGCCUUCCAGACUCGCCUACCACUUCUCUCGCGAGCUCUUGGUCCGAGGACCACGAGCAGAUCGACGAUGCACUGAGACGAUAUCUCGAGUUCACCAGUCAGUACCGCGCCGAGUACUUGCCCACCGAAUACCAUGUCGCGCGUUGCUGCUGGAAGCUGUUGGAUGCAGAAUUGUUCAGGAAGAAUGAAGACUAUGUCCGCCGACAGAUUUUGUACUGCCUGCUGCAGGAAGACGAGACGGAGACACUACACCUCGCAGCAGCCAUCUUGCUGUUCGAUGGCAGGGCAACGGAAACGACAUUCGAGCUGAUGCAGGCUGAGGGCACAUUUCAGCGCUUGGUAGAGCUGGUGCGCGAUAAGCGAGACGAGGAUGUGGGACUGCAUCGACUGCUGCUGGAAUUGCUCUUCGAAAUGAGUCGAAUACAGAAGCUGUCUCGUGCAGAUCUCAAGGUGGUCGAUGAUGGCUUCAUCUUGUAUCUCUUUCAACUCAUUGAAGAGCUGUCGUCAGAUGCGGAAGACCCAUACCAUUAUCCCAUCAUUCGCGUUUUGCUGGUUCUCAACGAGCAAUACAUGUGUCUCGCGAAUGCGCCGCCUUCACCAGGAUCUGCGGAACAGGGCGUGACCAAUCGCAUCUUAAAGCUUCUGAGCUUGCAUGGACCUUCAUAUCGCACGUUUGGAGAGAAUUUGAUCUUGCUCCUCAACCGGGAGACGGAAUUGGGUCCGCAGUUGCUGAUUUUGAAGUUGCUGUACCUGCUCUUCACCACGCCUAGCACGUACGAGUACUUUUACACAAACGACCUGAACGUUCUCGUCGAUGUCAUCAUCCGCAAUCUGCUGGACCUGGACGAGAGCCACGAUUCAGACCUGGCGCCGGAUAGAGACGGACAGCGUGCCCUUCGACAUACCUAUUUGCGAGUUCUUUGUCCAUUGCUAAAGAAUACUCAGCUUUCACACGAAGGCCAGAAUUACAAACGAGAAGAAGUCAGGCGACUGCUUCACCUUUUGAUUGAUCGCACAGGCGCACACUUUGCGCCGGUUGAUGAAACUGUCAUCAGACUUGUGAUUAGGAUCAAGCAAAUCGAUUGGAUACGCGAAGAGGGAGAUGAAUUGGAAGAGGCAGCGGACGAGAAGCUGGCCGAAGUGGAAGCGACACAUCAGAGUAAGAGAUCAGCGUCAAGCAAUGGCGGUGAUGAAGUUGUGGCGAAGAAGCUGCUCGGCAUGAGUCUGCAAGAAGCAGGAGAGAGCUCCCUCAGCGUUGCAGAUGUCAGUGCGAAGGUCAUCAAGGCGAAACCGACUGUGCCAGCUCCCAGACGAAUGCGAAAGACAAGCAAAGUUUCCGCAAAUGGAUCGACGACUCAGGGUGCUAUCGUGAAGGAUGGUCAAGAAUUGAAGUUGUCGGAGGUUACGAGUGAGGAUGCUGAGACUACACAAGCUGCCAUGGUCGAACCUCAACCACAGAGAAGGCCCAAACUGCCUCCUGCGCCGCCCAAGUCCAAAUAUGGACGAAGAGUGACUGGUGAUUCGUUGAAGCCGGUUGAGGUGCCGCAUCACAUACCAGCGAGGAGCGAUUCGAGGAGUCCCUUUGCUGAUGAGAAUGCUGCUACAUGAGGUCUGACGGCUGAUUUGGACGUUGCUGCAAGGACGCGUCACCAGAUGUUCAGCCCUGGAAUUGGCUGUGCUACGGAACUGAACUCUGCGCUGACCUUACUUGGCUACGCUCUAGGAGCAUGAUUCUUCUGACACAUCACAUCACGAUGUAUGCUUCUUUCCUUUGGACGGCUGCGACACGGCAUCCGGCAUGGACAAGUCUCCGAUACACAAGCUCGACGGGUAAGCUUGAUUGAUGAUCGCCGACGCGUUUGCGUUGUGUUGGUGUCACAGCAGCAGUAGGCUCGGCUUCCGUCCCGCGCUGAAAGGGACCUGCAUUAGACCGCGUUUGUGGUCAUCCUCUUUGUACCUCGCAUGAGCGUGGAAGGAUGCGAGGAAGUGUGGCAGCCAUGGCGCGGACUGAGAUGCGCGUUUCAGGAUGAGUUCUUUGCCUUGAAGAGAUUAAGCGUCUCACUUUGAUGCGUGAACAAGAAUUUGGAUACAUUUAGCGUUUAUCAAGCUGCAUAUUCAUCGCAUGAGCUGGAUACGCCGACUGCUCGCUGCCAUCUACUUGGACCUGGUAUCAAGCAAACCGGAAAGAAAGUGACAGAUACACGGCAUUGUUACACAACAGCAAUCCGUCGGAACGAUCCUGGUUGCUGGGAACAGCGCCACUUCAGCUUUGCUGCACUGCGCUCUCUUUGAUCGAGCUCGUUAAAUCAACGGGAAAGGAAUUGUCUUGAAGCAAACCCUGAGCCCCUGCAUCAUGAGACCACAUUCGAGAAGCUGAGAAUCGGCAUCUGCUGACGGGAUAAGGUAGCACGAGAACCAGACAGACGUAUAUCUUCAAUGAGUCAAAGCCGACAAACGCUGCAACCUACGGCGCGAUUCCAUCGGGUCACCACUGCCGUAGUAGCAAUAUGAAACACAC
Molecule: messenger RNA, 4537 nt
Organism: Cercospora beticola
Lineage: Eukaryota; Fungi; Ascomycota; Dothideomycetes; Mycosphaerellales; Mycosphaerellaceae
Gene: LDB17
Product: Ldb17p
Biological process (GO): endocytosis; actin cortical patch localization; actin cortical patch assembly
Cellular component (GO): actin cortical patch
Molecular function (GO): Arp2/3 complex binding
Source: RefSeq, a predicted model, not a curated record